GGUGGAGCGAGGUGGGAAUGAAAACCGAAAUUACUAGGACUUUAAAUGGUUUUCGAAGUGCUACUGUAAUUGUGGCACCCUACAGUUUGCCGUCAUGGAGUCUUCUAGUACGACAAUCAGCGACCUCUUUCGUACUCUGUAUGAAAUGGGCUUUGAUGAAGCACAGAUCCAAGCUGCUAUCCAGGCAGGGUGUCUGAGUGUUCAAGAUGCAACAGACUGGUUACUUCAGGGUGGAAGUCCAAGUUACAGACUCCAACCACAGUAUUCAACACCCUCUGGUUCCCUAGGACUCGCCAUCUCUGCCUUUAAUCCUCCAAAAAUGCAAGAAACAGCAACAAAUCUAGGGCUUUCAGUCCAGGAAAACAAACAAGAAGUAGACCUGUCUCUCAUUAGCUCCAGAAACAGAGUGGACAAGUUUGAUUUCGAGAAACAACAAAGAGAGCGACUGGCCCAAGAAGCCAAAGCAGAGAAAAGAAGUAAAAAAGCAGACCAUGAAAUGGUACUAAAACGGAUAGCAGAUGAUCGAAAAUCUGUUCAGGAGAAGUCUCAGCCCACCACUCCACAAGUGUGUUCGUCUCAGCAAGGUUACAAGUUAGGGGGCAAAGUUCAGACUGUGGUUGACAACAAGUGUGUAUUAAUGUUCAGGUUGCCAUCUGGAAACUCUUUCAGAGAGAGGUUUUCAGCGGAAGACUCCUUGCAGGCUGUGAAGCAGUAUUUAGCCAAGCAUUGUCCUGAACUUAAAGACUUCAUCCUCAUCCAAAGUUUCCCAAAGAGGAUUUUCAAUGAGACUGAUGAGGAAACCACAUUGAGGACUCUCGGGUUGACACCUAAUGCCACAUUGUGUAUUCAGAGCACAGAGCCAAAGGCAGCAGAAAUGAUGGUCUUGUCUGAAAGUGUCAGCAGAUUACCAGCAGAGGACCAAUCCAAAGAACUGACAGUACAACAGGAGGACAGAGAAGGGGCAAAGGAAGUGGAGGAACUGUUGGCAUGCUUGCAACCCCAGACACUUCCUGUUGUAGGACAUGUGUGGGGGCGAGGAGAGGUGCUCUCAUCUCUGUCUGAUAACCUUGAAACUGAAAGAAGAGAAAUGGAGGAAGAUAUCCAAAAUUCAGCUGCCCAGAAUAAUGACCCUUUAGAUCCAGAAAAGAUAAUUCCAGAAUUCCCUGGUCUUCCUGCAGUGCUGCAGCUGUCUAGUAGACAUCAUCAUCACUGGGGGCGUGGGCAAAAGUUGACUGUAGAGGACAGAGAAGCUGAAGAAGAGGAUACCGAGGAUGAAGAUAAUGGUGAUGAAGAAGAUGUCUUACCUGGCUUGGGAAGACCACCAUUUUGUCCUCCUAAUAGGAACCAGAGAGUCUUUCAACCCCAGUACAGUUGGCCAGCAGAGGGAAUUCGACUCAGGGAAGACGAGGUUGUUAAUUCUGGACAGGAUGGGAUUGACAGCCUUUCUAAUGUUGCAGCACAGGCUGCUAUGGAUCGUUUACACCGUGCAGCACAAGAUCAGCAGAAAGUUUCAGGAGAGCGUUCACCACCAAAGAAACCAUCCCAAAUGCCAGAAGUGCCUUCUUUGUACAAUAUGGCAACCAAGGCUGCAGUGACUCUUAUGACAGCUCCAAGUAUGCAAUAUUGUAGCAGCUUGUCUUCCCUCACCCCUGAACUGGCAGAGCAUCUCAUCAUGUUCAUGAUCAAAGAACGCCUGUUACGCCCAAAGACCCUGGAGUUGUUCUUCGGUUGCCAGAUCCAGAUGCUUGUACUCAACUGCUACCCAUAUGCCACAAAUGAACUAUUGCGACAGGUACGGGCCUUCCAGACUCUGAAACAUCUCAGCCUCAUCUCCUGCCCCCUCAUCACAGACCUUGGGCUGAGUGUGGUAGUCAACUUGCAGAAAUUGCAACAUCUCAAUCUGUCAGCUUGCACAAAAUUGACUGAUAGUUGCAUGCAGUACCUCACAGGCUUAAAGCAUCUCACUUGUUUAUCCCUGGACCAAACCAAAGUGACAGAUUCUGGCAUGGGAAGAUACCUGGAGUCUCGUCCCUUGACUCUGACUCAGCUAAGUAUGAAUCAGACUGGGAUAACUGAGAAGACACUAUUCCUGCUUCCUUAUUCUGUUCCACAUCUGAAGCUGCUUAGCAUAAAGAAGACCAAGGUUUCAGAUGUAUCUGCACUAAAGGAGCUGAAAUCUCUGCAUAGUUUGCACUUGGAUCAAACAUUUCUAAGUCUGACCUCACUCCUAACUCUUGCUGAUCAUGCCACCCUUUCUACCCUCAGUUUGUCUGGAAUCCCAACCAUAAAUGGAGAUGAUGCCCUUCAGAUAAUCUCAGGUUUAAAACUCAGUCAUCUGACUCUGCCAAACAAAGGUACAGUUACGGACAAUGGUGUUGCCUUCCUCUCAUUCCUUGUGGGAUUGUCAGACCUUGACCUGACAGAUUAUACACUUGUUACAGAUGAAGGCAUCAGACACAUCUGUAACCUGCACAGGUUAAAGAAGCUGUCCCUGAGUAACACACUGCUGACAGAUGGUGGGCUGCCUUACUUAGAGAAUCUGAAGGAGUUGGAAGAACUGUGCCUGGAUCGAACUAACAUUACCAGCACAGGAGUGUCCCACUGCAUCACUAAACUGCCACGUUUACAGGUUCUGGGAUUAGCAAGUACACAUAUCGGUGACAGUGCUGUAAGACUGGGCCUGAUCUACUGCAAGAGCCUUACUAAACUCAACCUUAGCCAUACACGGGUCACUAAUAAAGGAUUAAAAUAUCUCAGCAAGAUGAAUCUGAGUCAGGUAAAUCUGGAUGCCACUGGUGUGACCCCUGUUGGGGUAGCUGACUUGCUUUCUUCAUGUCCUACCAUAGUGAGCAUCCGUGCAAAUAACCUGCGAGUCCUGUCACCUGAAGAGGUUUCAGAUGAAGAUACUACACUGUAGAAUCAGAAACUCUGAAUCAGAAAACCACUGCACAUCUAUAUCUUCUAAUUAUUUAAUUUGAUUUUAGUUGAUUCUUCUCAGAGCAAAAAUGUAUUUUUCUACUUUAGAAGCACUUAUUGAGGAAUUUGCUUGCAUUGAUACCAUGCUGUCAGUACAAGGCCUGAUUGGAAUCUUUGCAUUUCUUCGCUGCUUUCUUCUGAUAUUGACUCAAGACUAUCUGGAAGGAACACUUUUUUACAUCCUGAAACCUGCACACUGCAUUGUUGGUGCAUAUUUUUUUCCAUUAUUGCUGUUUAACACCAGUAAUAUUUCGGGUCUAUGUUUUUUUUUUUCUUUUUUCAGGUACAGAAGGGCUAUAUACAACUUUCUUUGUAUACUACUUCCUGUUUUUCUUUCCAGACUCUCUUUUUUGGCCAUAUGCACUAGACUAAUGGUGACAGUGAUUGUCUUACUUCCCAUUUACUUUUACAGUUUCUUUUCCUAUAGUUCAUUGAAGCCUGUAAGGCCAGCUUCCUGACUGAGCUGCAUGUACUGCUUUGGUAGAUCAUAGGAUGUUACUAGGCU
Molecule: messenger RNA, 3481 nt
Organism: Protopterus annectens (West African lungfish)
Lineage: Eukaryota; Metazoa; Chordata; Ceratodontiformes; Protopteridae
Exons: 17
Coding region: 95-2917 (940 amino acids)
Biological process (GO): SCF-dependent proteasomal ubiquitin-dependent protein catabolic process
Cellular component (GO): SCF ubiquitin ligase complex
Molecular function (GO): protein binding
Source: RefSeq, a predicted model, not a curated record